Messenger RNA from Elgaria multicarinata webbii, 2586 nucleotides. Its product is annotated as vomeronasal type-2 receptor 26-like. Gene Ontology annotation, biological process: G protein-coupled receptor signaling pathway. NCBI's taxonomy places the organism in Eukaryota, Metazoa, Chordata, Lepidosauria, Squamata, Anguidae. Gene Ontology annotation, cellular component: plasma membrane. The transcript has 6 exons. Gene Ontology annotation, molecular function: G protein-coupled receptor activity. The record is from RefSeq and is a predicted model, not a curated record. The coding region runs from base 1 to 2586 and encodes 861 amino acids.
AUGUACCCAUUCAAUGUAGAUGUUGUGAAAUGCCCUGAGAAUGAUCCCCUUCCUAUUCCACAUGAGUGGUACCAGCCGGGUGGCCUCAUUAUCGGUGGAAUUGCUUCUCAGAUGUUUUAUGACUUUGAUGAACUUUCCUUCAAGAAACAUCCUUCUCAAGGUCUUUUUGAGAUUCCACAUGUGGUGACAAAGUUCUACCAGCACAUCCUUGCCUUGGCAUUUGCAGUGAAUGAGAUCAACAGGAAUCCCAAGGUCUUGCCCAAUGUCACACUUGGUUUCCACAUCUAUGACAGCUAUUACAAUACAAGGAUGACCUACAGGACCACCCUGGAUUUGCUCUACAAACUGCAUAGAUUUGUGCCCAACUACAAAUGCGACACUCAGAAAAAACUGGUAGCCAUCAUUGGGGGCCUUGGUAUUGAAACCUCCUCCUGUAUAGCAGAGGUCUUACAAAUUUACAACAUUCCACAGCUCACAUAUGGCUCAUUUGCCUCAGAAGAGAUUGAAGCCAUGAAGAUUUCAAACUUUUACCAUUUGGUCACAACUGAAGAUUGUCAGUAUAUAGGCAUAAUCCAGUUACUUCAACAUUUUGGGUGGACAUGGGUUGGAAUCUUUAUUGUGGAUGACCACAGUGGAGAACAUUUCCUGAAAGUCCUGGAGCCAAUGUUUGCACAUCAUGGAGUCUGUUCAGCCUUCACAGAAAGAAUCCCACAACAAUUUCACCUAGACGAUUGGGAUAAAAAUUAUGAUGUAAUGUCAAGCAUUUCUUUCCGAUUCGGGGAUCCCAAAGUCGGUGUAUUUAUCUUGUAUGGAGAAGCUUUGACUAUUGCAACAUUGAGAACAGUGAUAUUUUUGCACGGUCCUGAGAACAAGAGAAACACAUCCUUUGGAAAAGUAUGGAUUAUAACAAGUCAGAUUGAUUUCAUAUCAACUGGUCUUGAGAAAGGUUGGGAUUAUCAGCUGUUUGAAGGUUCCAUUGCAUUCAUGAUUCACUCAAAAGAUAUUUUAGGGUUCAAGGAAUAUCUUGAGAGCAUAAAGCCUAACUGGACUCAAAGAACAACCUUUCUCAAAGAUUUCUGGGAACAGGCGUAUGAUUGUAUAUUUCCAGAUAUAAGCAUGUUGGCGGAAAGCGAUGAAACAUGUACUGGACAGGAAAAGCUAGCUAGUCUUACUUCAGAUCUUUUUGAAAUGCACAUGACUGGCCAAAGCUACAGUAUCUAUAAUGCUGUUUAUGCUUUAGCUCAUGCUUUGCAUUCCUUGGACAUAUUUAGAUCCAAGCCCAGGUCAAUGGUGGGGGUUCAUGGUGUUGACCUUCAGUCUUUGCAGCCUUGGCAGCUCCAUGCAUAUCUUGAUGGCAUUGUGUUUAACAACUCAGCAAAGGAAACCAUGUCAUUUAAUGAAAAAAGGGAAAUGGGAGGAGGAUUUGAUGUUGUGAAUAUGGUGACCUUCCCAAACAAGUCCUUCCAGAAAGUGAAAGUUGGUAGGUUGGAUUCCAGUGCUUCUGAAGGAGAAGAACUCACAUUUAAUGAGGAUAUGAUUGUGUGGCACAGAUGUUUUAACCAGGUGCUUCCCAUUUCUGUCUGUAACAAACACUGUCAGGCUGGUAAUCAGAAGAAAAAGAAGGAAGGGGAAAAGUUUUGCUGCUAUGAUUGCAAUCCAUGCUCAGAAGGGAAGGUUUCAAAUGAGACUGAUAUGAAUGACUGUUUCAAAUGCCCAGAAGAUCAUUAUCCAAACAAGAAUAAACAUAGUUGCAUCCCAAAAGUUAUGAACUUCCUGUCUUAUGAUGAACCUUUAGGGAUCAGUUUAACCUCAGUUGCCAUUUCUUUUUCCCUGAUCACAGCCUUGGUGCUGGGCAUUUUCAUCAACCAGAGAGAUACGCCCAUAGUCAAAGCCAAUAACCAGGACCUCACCUACACUCUGCUCAUCUCCCUCCUCCUCUGCUUCCUCUCUUCUUUGCUAUUCCUCAGACAACCAGGGAAACUGACCUGCCUUCUCCGACAACCAACUUUCGGCAUCAUCUUCUCAGUGGCUGUUUCUUGUGUCUUGGCAAAAACCACACUUGUUUCCCUGGCAUUCAGAGCCACAAAGCCUGGAUCUGGGUUAAAGCGAUGGGUUGGGAAAACACUGGCUCAUUUCAUUGUCCUUCCAUGCUCCCUUAUUCAAGCCACCAUUUGCAUUAUCUGGCUGGCAACCACUCCUCCUUUCCCUGACUUUGACAUGCACUCUGUGACUGAAGAAAUCAUUCUGAUAUGUAAUGAAGGCUCAGUCACCAUGUUUUACUGUGUCCUGGGCUACAUGAGUUUCCUGUCCAUUGCCAGUUUCAUUGUGGCCUUCCUGGCCCGUAAGUUACCUGACAGUUUUAAUGAAGCCAAGUUUAUUACAUUCAGCAUGUUGGUGUUUUGCAGUGUGUGGAUCUCUUUUGUCCCCACUUACCUAAGCACAAAAGGCAAAGCCAUGGUGGCUGUGGAGAUCUUCUCCAUCUUGUUCUCCAGUGCUGGGUUGCUGUGCUGCAUCUUUUGCCCCAAAUGCUACAUUAUUGUUUUGAGGCCCGAACUGAACAGCAGGGAGCACCUAAUAAGGAGAUAG